Lathyrus oleraceus (garden pea) is the source of this 582-nucleotide messenger RNA. RefSeq lists its product as uncharacterized. Bases 1 to 582 code for a protein of 193 amino acids. The transcript has 2 exons. The record is from RefSeq and is a predicted model, not a curated record. NCBI's taxonomy places the organism in Eukaryota, Viridiplantae, Streptophyta, Magnoliopsida, Fabales, Fabaceae.
AUGUACUUUGUAAUAGCCAAUAGACUUCUCAAGGAAUUCGACAAUGUGGCCUUUAGGCACAUUCCCAGGGUGGAGAAUCAAGAGGCAAAUGACCUCGCUCAACUGGCGUCUGGAUACAAAGUAUCGAAGGAAAAGUUAGAAGAGGCCAUUGAAAUCAGAGGAAGAGUCAUAUCUACCAAGUUGUCCCCAUCAGAUUUGGAGUCAAUAAGAUUAGGAUAUGGCGAUGAAGAAAAUUUUGAGAUAUUAAAUAUAGAUGAUCCAGGAAUUGAAGACUGGAGAAAGCCCAUCAAGGAUUAUCUACAAUACCCAAAUCAGAAAGCCGAAAGAAAGAUAAAAUACAGAGCUUUAAGUUAUGUACUUUUUGGAAACAAAUUGUUCAAAAAAACUGCAGAAGGAGUCUUGUUGAAAUGCUUAGGUGAAGAUGAAGCUUACAUAGCAUUGUCAAAUGUGCACAGUGGAGCGUGUGGUGCACACCAAGCAGGAAGUAAAAAUAGCAGUAGAAUAAUUGUAAACAUAAUUGUGAUAGCUUUGCCAAACAGAAAUGGCAUCAAAGUUAUUACAAAGAAAGCCUCAAAGGGCUAA